AUGAACUGUUUCGACAGAAACCGGUGUCACUUGGGGUGGGUCAACCUUUGGGAUGAUAAGGAUUUACUAGGAUCGGAGGUCCCAGACCACCAGGAUCAUGGUAGACCAAAUAAACCAAUGAAUUUUUGUCCAGAGUGGAGUCAUCAGUUCAUUUGAUCUACCAUGAUCUGAGUGAUCUUGGAUCACUUAUCCUCAUUCGGAUCGUCUCGAAGAGCUCACUCUUAAUAAUCUGCAUGCCACGAGAGAUCAGCAAACAUAGAACCGGUCAACCUAUAAACCAGUAAGUAUGGAAACCAGAAACUCAUGCUAACAGUUCUUCCUUAUUUGUAGUGUUCAACUACAAAAGCAUUCCUAAUGCCUGCCCAUUUUGCUGUGGUGUCAACCUGCAAAUCGAAGGAACCUACCAUCCAAAACCAGGAAAUCUAGGAUACUCAACACUCCCACUCAGUCAGUACUAAUGCUGACUGUUCUUCUUCACUUGUUGUUAUCAUGGAUCCACAACUGAUUAUGGCUAUCAUUAUCACUCUUCAGAACCUCCUUCAAAUCCUCGACAGAACAUAGUCUACAGCAGUCAAAAUACAGUAGAUUUAUAAGUGGGAUUAAGUGACUGUUGAUCAAUGGUGGUUGUUGUUUUUUCAAUUUCAGUACACUUUAUGCCAUGAAACAUUAAUUUGAAUUUACAUAUUGACUCUUGUACUUGUUAUCAUAUUUCAUAUAAAUUAUAAUUUAUUAGAAGGAGUGUGGUGACAAAAUUUCUCGCCUGUCAUGUGGAAGAAACCAGAGCUGGCAUGGAGGCCGAGCCACUGUUGUUUUUUCCCUCCACCAAGUACCCUGGAUUUGUCGAUCAGGUAUGUGACUUGAUUUAAUUUUUUGGAAUAAUAACUGUCUAAGACCUUUCUUUGAGAAUUAGCAUUAUGUGGUUUUCAAGUUGAAAAAAGCACAAAGCGUAACAAGAGUGACUUCUUAAACAAGUAAUUAGUGAUACAUUGUGAUGCUGAUUGCUCUCUGGACCUCCUAAACACAUGAUUUGAUAAAAAAAGCCGAUUUUGAGCUCUCCAGACAUCCUAAACACCUGAUUUAAUAACCCACCCACUUAGUCUCAUACUGACUGUUCCUCUUCACUUGUUGUGAUCAUGGAUCCACAACUGCAUCCCUGAUGCCUGCCCCAUACAUUCCAGAUAUCUGACUGGAAACUUGUGGAAGACACAACUUGUAUGAAAUAUUGGAUUCCUUAUGGUGGCUGGAUGCUUGUGUAUGACCGGAUUCCAAUGAAAGCUGAACUUGUGGAAGGUGUAGUGGUGUUAUGUGGCCGAUGAACUGUUUCGGCAGAAGCCGGUGUCACUUAAUCUACAUAACACAAGAGAUCAGAGAUCAUAGAGCCGGUCAACCUAUAAACCAGUAAGUAUGGAAACCAGAAACUCAUACUAACUGUUCUUCCCCUUUAUCAUCUAUUUAUCAUCUAAAAAGGCCAAUUUUGAGCUCUGUGGACCUCCGAAACACCUGAUUUAAUAACACACCCACUCAGUCAGUUCUUAUAGUGACUGUUCAUCUUGACUUGUUGCGAUCAUGGAUCCACAACUGCUUCCCAGCUGCCCGCCCCAUACAUUCCAGAUAUCUGACUGGAAACUUGUGGAAGAUACAACUUGUAUGAAAUGUUGGAUUCCUUAUGGUGGCUGGAUGCUUGUGUAUGACCGGAUUCCAGUGAAAGCUGAACUUGUGGAAGGUGUAGUGGUGUUAUGUGGCCGAUGAACUGUUUCGGCAGAAGCCGGUGUCACCUAAUCUACAUAACACAAGAGAUCAGAGAUCAUAGAACCGGUCAACCUAUAAACCAGUAAGUAUGGAAACCAGAAACUCAUACUAACUGUUCUUCCCCUUUAUCAUCUAUUUAUCAUCUAAAAAGGCCAAUUUUGAGCUCUGUGGACCUCCGAAACACCUGAUUUAAUAACACACCCACUCAGUCAGUUCUCAUAGUGACUGUUCAUCUUCACUUGUUGUGAUCAUGGAUCCACAACUGCUUCCCAGAUGCCUGCCCCAUACAUUCCAGAUAUCUGACUGGAAACUUGUGGAAGAUACAACUUGUAUGAAAUAUUGGAUUCCUUAUGGUGGCUGGAUGCUUGUGUAUGACCGGAUUCCAAUGAAAGCUGAACUUGUGGAAGGUGUAGUGGUGUUAUGUGGCCGAUGAACUGUUUCGGCAGAAGCCGGUGUCACUUAAUCUACACAACACAAGAGAUCAGAGAUCAUAGAACCGGUCAACCUAUAAACCAGUAAGUAUGGAAACCAGAAACUCAUACUAACUGUUCUUCCCCUUUAUCAUCUAUUUAUCAUCUAAAAAGGCCAAUUUUGAGCUCUGUGGACCUCCUAAACACCUGAUUUAAUAGCACACCCACUCAGUCAGUUCUCAUAGUGACUGUUCCUCUUCACUUGUUGUGAUCAUGGAUUCACAACUGAAUCCCUGAUGCCUGCCACAUACAUUCCAGAUAUCUGACUGGAAGCUUGUCGAAGAUACAACUUGUAUGAAAUAUUGGAUUCCUUAUGGUGGCUGGAUGCUUGUGUAUGACCGGAUUCCAAUGAAAGCUGAACUUGUGGAAGGUGUAGUGGUGUUAUGUGGCCGAUGAACUGUUUCGGCAGAAGCCGGUGUCACUUAAUCUACAUAACACAAGAGAUCAGAGAUCAUAGAAUCGGUCAACCAAUAAACCAGUAAGUAUGGUAACCAGAAACUCAUACUAACUGUUCUUCCCCAUUUAUCAUCUGUUUAUCAUCUAAAAAAGCCAAUUUUGAGCUCUCUGGGCCUCCUAAACACCUGAUUUAAUAACACACCCAUUCAGUCAGUUCUCGUACUGACUGUUCCUCUUCACUUGUUGUUAUCAUGGAUCCACAACUGCAUCCCUGAUGCCUGCCCCAUACAUUCCAGAUAUCUGACUGGAAACUUGUGGAAGAUACUACUUGUAUGAAACUGGAUUCUUUAUGGUGGCUGGACGCUUGUGUUUGACCGGUUUCCAAUGAAAGCUGAACUUGUGGAAGGUGUAGUGGUGUUAUGUGGCCGAUGAACUGUUUUGGCAGAAGCCGGUGUCACUUAAUCUACAUAACACAAGAGAUCAGAGAUCAUAGAACCGGUCAACCUAUAAACCAGUAAGUAUGGAAACCAGAAACUCAUACUAACUGUUCUUCCCCUUUGUCAUCUAUUUAUCAUCUAAAAAGGCCAAUUUUGAGCUCUGUGGACCUCCGAAACACCUGAUUUAAUAACACACCCACUCAGUCAGUUCUCAUAGUGACUGUUCAUCUUCACUUGUUGUGAUCAUGGAUCCACAACUGCUUCCCAGAUGCCUGCCCCAUACAUUCCAGAUAUCUGACUGGAAACUUGUGGAAGAUACAACUUGUAUGAAAUAUUGGAUUCCUUAUGGUGGCUGGAUGCUUGUGUAUGAGCGGAUUCCAAUGAAAGCUGAACUUGUGGAAGGUGUAGUGGUGUUAUGUGGCCGAUGAACUGUUUCGGCAGAAGCCGGUGUCACUUAAUCUACACAACACAAGAGAUCAGAGAUCAUAGAACCGUCAACCUAUAAACCAGUAAGUAUGGAAACCAGAAACUCAUACUAUUACUGUUCUUCCUCUUUAUCAUCUAUUUAUCAUCUAAAAGGGGCAAUUUUGAGCUCUGUGGACCUCCGAAACACCUGAUUUAAUAACACACCCACUCAGUCAGUUCUCAUAGUGACUGUUCCUCUUCACUUGUUGUGAUCAUGGAUUCACAACUGAAUCCCUGAUGCCUGCCACAUACAUUCCAGAUAUCUGACUGGAAGCUUGUCGAAGAUACAACUUGUAUGAAAUAUUGGAUUCCUUAUGGUGGCUGGAUGCUUGUGUAUGACCGGAUUCCAGUGAAAGCUGAACUUGUGGAAGGUGUAGUGGUGUUAUGUGGCCGAUGAACGGUUUCGGCAGAAGCCGGUGUCACUUAAUCUACAUAACACAAGAGAUCAGAGAUCAUAGAACCGGUCAACCAAUAAACCAGUAAGUAUGGAAACCAGAAACUCAUACUAACUGUUCUUCCCUAUUUGUAGUGUUCAACUACAAAGGCGUCCCUUGUGCUUGCCCUUAUUGCUGUGGUGUGGACCUGGUAAAGCCAGGAUACCCAAAUAAGUUGGUACUCAAACUGACGGUUUCUCUACUCCUGUUGUGAUUGUGGUCACUGCAUGACCAUUAUUUACCUGUCUUCAUUUGAUUAUGGCUUCCAUUAUCACUCUUGCACAAAUCCUUGAAGAAACACAGUUUACAGCAGUUUGUUGUAAUACUUGUUUUUCCCAUUUCAGUUCACUUUAUGAAUGAUGAAACCUUGAUUUUUGAAUUUAAACAUUGACUCUUUGUUCUUGUUAUCAUAUUUUACAUCUUUCAAUUAGAGGGAGUGUGCUGGCAAACUUUCUCGUCUGUUAUGAGGAUGAGAGCAGAGCUGGCAUGGAGGCCGAGCCAUCCUGUACACUGGAUUUGUCGAUCAGGUAUGUGACUUAAUUCAAUUUUUUGGAUUGAUAACUGUCUUAUACCUUUCCUUGAGAAUUAACAUUACGUGAUUUUCAAGUUGAAAAAAGCACAGCGUAACAAGAGUGACUUGUUUAACAAGUAUUUGGUGAUACAUUGUGAUGCUGAUUUUAUCAAACUUGUCAUUUCAGGUCUUGAUCUGCCGAACCUGUCGGACAUUAUUCUGCCACAUCACUUUUAA
Messenger RNA from Porites lobata, 4699 nucleotides. Lineage: Eukaryota; Metazoa; Cnidaria; Anthozoa; Scleractinia; Poritidae. The record is from the annotation of a GenBank genome assembly.